Cynoglossus semilaevis (tongue sole) is the source of this 3175-nucleotide messenger RNA. It is a transcript of the gene telo2, whose product is annotated as TEL2, telomere maintenance 2, homolog (S. cerevisiae). Gene Ontology annotation, cellular component: cytosol. Gene Ontology annotation, biological process: 'de novo' cotranslational protein folding. The record is from RefSeq and is a predicted model, not a curated record. Gene Ontology annotation, molecular function: Hsp90 protein binding; telomeric repeat DNA binding. The transcript is spliced from 20 exons. Bases 354 to 2852 code for a protein of 832 amino acids. NCBI's taxonomy places the organism in Eukaryota, Metazoa, Chordata, Actinopteri, Pleuronectiformes, Cynoglossidae.
UUUUUUCUGAUGGCGCAACGGAAACAUUCUCCCGGAACCUUUGCACCAAUUCCGUUUUCACUUAGGACGUAUUUUGACGAAGGACGUGAAGCCAGGCGACAUGCGACAAAUCCGCGGUAGAAAUAACGUAUUUAACAUCAUGAGCUGCCAAAAGGGAAUAUCUUCCGUUGAUAGUUGUAUAUUUUGUGGCGCUUUUAUAUUUUAAACCUUUUAUAGUCGGGACGUUUUAUGUUUCCAAUAUUUUCUUGUGCAUAUGUCUAUCCCAUUGAAUACUAGGGAAGGAAACAUGAAUUCAUUGUGUAAUUUUAGUUUGUUAAUUGGAAAUUAAAAGUAUUUGCAGUUCUGUUUUCAAAAUGGAAACGAGCACUGACAGUGCUGAAGUCCGUCUAGUUGUGGCUCAGUGUUUCCGAACAAUCACUUCAUCCACAGACGACAAUGACGUGACUGCUGCUCUACACACACUACACUCUUACUUGAAUGAUGGAACGGAGAACACAACCAGUUCUUCUCAUCAGUCAGAGUUCAAGAGAGCUCACUAUACACGAACCCUUCAGCUCCUGAUCAGUCAAAUCCAGGCGGACUGGCUGCAAAGGUUCAUAGCAUCCCAGAAAACAGAAGUAUGGGACGGUCUUUUUCUACAUGGUCCUCCGGAGCAGACUCUGCUAGGGCUGAUGGAAGGAAUUUGUGCACUAAAACCCAGCACCAGUUUGGACCACUUGACCAGCAUUUUGGAAAGGUUCCUACAGCGUGGUGGUCUUGCUGAGUUGCUGUGGUCUCGUUGUCUUGACACGACGCCGUCCGACUCCCACCAGCUCAGAGAGACUUUAUUGGGGCGCAUAGUGUCACUGCCAGACAUCACUGCCAACAGAUUACAUCCCAACAGCAGGCCCUUAUUUCUCCCCCAGCAGUACUACAUGUUACUUGCCGAGGAGAUGCUCACUGCCCUGGAGAAGACCUGCCAGGCUCUCAAAGAUGGAACAGACUGCUCCUUAACAUUUGUGGCUCAGACACUAGGAAAAGUGUGUGUCCAAGGACAGAGUACUGUGGUCCUGGCAGUUAUGGCUCCUCGUUUGUCCGCCUCUACUCGCUCAGACAUGAUCUGGCAGAGAGUUUGCUGGAAGCUGCUAGAGAAUGUUCCCCAGCGUUGGAUUGAGAGUGUGUUCACUGGAUUGGUGCAGGCAGUCAAUGGGCCUGAAUCUUUGGGACGAAUUAUUGGAAAUUUAGUGUUAACAAAUAGAAAGGCCCAAUUCAUCAUUACUCAUAAACUGCUACUACUACAGUACAAAUAUGAGACUCAGGUUUUAAGAACUAUUUUGGGUCACCUGGCAGCGGACAGAGAUCGGAGGCCGUUGCUCUUGCAGGUGCUACGGUCUGUGUCACAGGCCUGGGCUAACCCCAGUGCAGUGAAGCACACACCUCUGGAGCAGCAGCUGUAUGUCAGCAAGGCCUUGUUGCUGACAGUGAGCCUGCUGACAGACUCAGAGUUACAGGAGUUGCGAUCAGAGUUGCUCCAGUGUAUGCUGGGAGGCAUGCAGAGUCACCUGGACAGUAAUGUUGUGAACAUCAGGCGUGUGGGUAUGGUGGUGGGAGAGUGCGUGAGCGCUCGCAUGAAUAUCAACGGAACCAAACUCAAAUUUGAGUAUGAUCACGAUGAGCUCACAGAAGAACUGCUGUCUCUCAUGAAUCCUGCAGACUCAAGUGAACAAACACAGUCUGAGACUAUGAACAGAGUUGUUGAUGAUGAAGAAACUGAAGAAUUACCUCAAAAUAAUCCAGAACCUCGGUCAUCACAAACUGAUCCUGAUUCUGACCUGGACAGUGACGAUGAGCUGACACCCUAUGAUAUGUCAGGAGAUGUGGAGAUGACUCAAGCAUCGCCACCUCGCUACCUGCGAGACUGUCUGGAAACUUUGACCUCGUCUGAGGACACGGAGCGUGUGGAGCUGAGUUUGAAAGUGGCUGAGAGUCUGCUCAGGAAAAACGCCUUUGCCACCAGAGAGAUCAGUGUUCAGUUUACCAAGGUGCUUCUUCACAUGGAGGACAAAUACAACACCAGGGACUUCCUGGCUCUGAGACAGAGAUCGUUGGUGGCUCUCAUUGUCACUGAUUGUCUUCCUGUGACUCAGUAUUUGACUUCAGAGUUCUACUCUUUAAAUUACAGCCUUCGCCAGCGACUGGACAUUUUGGAGGUUCUGGCUCUGGCAGCUCAGGAGCUUUCUCAGCCAAUCACUGAAAAGCGACAUCUGUCCAUAAGCCCUGCUAACACAGAUUUGACUCCAUAUCCUGGUGACAACGCUGUCAACUGGCGACAGGUUGUUGAGAAACGGAUUCAAAGCAAAACUAAACACUUCAGUAAGGGCCCAGCGAUGCCUCCAACCAAGGCCACUCCUAACAGAUAUGCUCCAGUUGCAGGACACUUCUUUUUUCCACUGCUCAAGAAUUAUGACCGGCCUCAAGCAACAUUUGACCUCCUGGGUGGAGACCACUUGGUUCUGGGAAGAUUAAUUCAUACCCUGGGCCUCUUCAUGCAUUUGGCAGUCAAUGCUCCGGUGGCUGCACAGAUGGGCCGUGCUUUACUUGAUUUUGUGUGGGCAGUGCGCUACCAUACUGACCAGAUGGUGAGACGAGGCGUCCUCUUCUCCGUGUGCUCUGUGUUCCUGAGCAUGCCCAGUCAGAACCUGCUGUUAGAGCUCAGUGAUCAGCUGUUUGAGGCCAGGUCCUGGUUGGCAGAUGUGGCUGAAGGAGACCCUGACUCUGACUGUCGCAGCCUGGCUGUACAGAGUCUGGUUUUGCUGGAUAAGAAUCUGAAGAAACAGUUAGAGGAUCCACAAGCACUUAGUCUGAAAUCCUGAUCAAAACAUAAGGAACAAUUUCUCUUUUUUUGCUUCCAAUUUUGCAAUAACCCUGAAUGAUGGUGGGGCAAAAAUUGGAAUUUUAUGUAAAGAAGAAGAACUGGACUGGCAAUGAUGUCACAUACGAGGAGAUCCUUCAGACUGCAGAGCUGCUCGCCCCAGCUGCACAAAACCUAGACCUACAUUCGGGAAAAGAUAGUCUGCUGGAAAUGUUCUUCGUAUUGUUUAUACAUAAAUGAAAAAAAAGUACCAGAUUAAAAUUUCAGUGGAAACUUAUUUCUAUUUCUGUAGACUAAUAAAGGAGUGAAUCAUGAGGAAAUCCA